UGAACCUGGCAACCCAGCCCAGCACAGUAUGAUGAGCAGCGGUGACUGGGAGUUAUGGAUUAGCUCACGUUCUUCUCCUCUGAACGCUACACGACCUGUGUGUGUCUGUGCUGUGAAGUUGUGUUUGUGUCGCUUUGGUUUCACGAGUCCAACGAGUUUUUACUUUUUGUUGGGUGACGUGUUGAACCCAUGUUGGUCCUCGCCACUAGCGUUAGCCAGCAGAUUCUGAUGAGGGCAUUUCUACAGGCCAACUGUUCCUGACACUGCACUUGGAAGACGUGUGAGCUGCAGAUCCUCACCAUGUCCAAGAGCAAGAGUCCUGAGACAGUGAAGGUGGUGGUCCGAUGUCGCCCAAUGAAUGAAAAAGAACAGGCAAACAAAUUUGAAAGGGUCGUCUCUGUGGAUGUGAAACUGGGCCAAAUUGUUGUCAGGAACCACAGAGAAGCUUCAGCCAGCGAAAGUCCCAAAGUCUUCACUUUUGAUUCAGUCUACGACUGGAACUCCAAACAAAUAGAUCUGUACGAUGAAACCUUCAGGCCACUGGUGGAUUCAGUUCUUCUUGGCUUCAAUGGGACCAUCUUUGCCUAUGGGCAGACGGGUACAGGGAAGACGUACACAAUGGAGGGGGUGAGAAAUGAUCCAGAGAAGAGAGGGGUGAUCCCUAACUCCUUUGAGCACAUCUUCACACACAUCUCACGAUCCCAGAAUCAGCAGUACCUGGUGAGAGCAUCAUAUCUUGAAAUUUACCAAGAGGAGGUCAAAGACUUGCUUUCCAAGAACCAAGCCCAUCGCCUUGAGCUGAGGGAGAGGCCUGACACGGGCGUUUAUGUCAAAGACCUGUCGUCAUUCGUCACCAAGAGUGUGCGAGAGAUCGAGCAUGUCAUGAAUGUGGGCAACCAGAAUCGUUCUGUGGGUUCUACAAACAUGAAUGAACACAGCUCCCGAUCUCACGCCAUUUUUGUCAUCACUGUUGAGUGCAGUGAGUUGGGUGUGGACGGGGAGAACCAUAUCAGAGUGGGCAAACUGAACUUGGUCGAUUUAGCUGGCAGCGAAAGGCAGGCCAAGACUGGCGCUCAGGGGGAGAGGCUUAAAGAAGCCACAAAGAUCAACCUGUCACUUUCUGCUCUGGGGAACGUCAUAUCAGCUCUGGUGGAUGGCAGGAGCAGCCACAUCCCAUACCGAGAUUCAAAACUCACCCGUCUGCUGCAGGACUCCCUGGGGGGCAACGCCUGCACCGUCAUGGUUGCCAACAUUGGGCCGGCAUCCUACAACAUGGAGGAGACCUUGACAACACUGCGCUACUCCAACAGGGCAAAGAACAUCAAGAAUAAACCACGCAUCAAUGAGGACCCCAAGGAUGCACUACUGAGGGAGUUUCAGGAGGAGAUCGCCAGGUUGAAGGGGCAGCUGCAGAAGCGCUCAGGGGGAAAAAAGAAGAGUAAGCAAAGGAGGAGAGCUGGGGAAGGGAGCGAUGGUGAGGAUCUGGAAGGAGAGACAGAGGAGGAUGAUGAUGAAGAUGGAGAUGACAAAGGAGAUUACUGGGGGGAGCAGCAGGAGAAGCUGGAGAGAGAGAGGAAGGCCAUCAUGGAGGAUCACAGUCUGGUGGCUGAGGAGAAAGUUCGACUGCUAAAGAAGAAGGAGAAGAAAAUGGAAGACUUGAGGAGGGAGAGGGAGGCUGGAGAGAUGCUUACAGCUAAAGUUAAGGCAAUGGAGAGUAAGCUUCUGGUUGGGGGGAAGAACAUAGUGGAUCACACCAAUGAGCAACAGAAAAUGCUGCAGCAGAGGAGGCAUGAAAUCGCUGAACAGAAACACAGAGAGCGAGAGAUGCAGCAACAGAUGGAGAGUCGUGACGAGGAGACUCUGGAGCUGAAGGAGACCUACACUUCUUUGCAGCAGGAGGUCGACAUCAAAACCAAGAAGCUGAAAAAGCUGUUUGCCAAGCUGCAGGCAGUGAAGGCAGAAAUCCACGACAUCCAGGAGGCACACAUCAGAGAGCGUCAGGAGCUGGAACAGACCCAGAAUGAGCUCACCAGGGACCUCAAACUCAAACAUCUGAUCAUUGAGAACUUCAUUCCCCAAGAGGAGAGGAGCAAAAUAGUCAGCAGAGCUUAUAUUGAUGAAGAGGAUGAGCACUGGAAAAUGCAGCCCAUUACACGUCUAGAGGAUGAUCAGCGGAUGAGGACCAGGCCUCUGUCUGCAGUGGGUUACAGGAGGCCUCUCUGUCACCACGCUCGUGUGGCCAUGAUGAUGAAGCCUGACACGAGAUACAAAGCUGAAAACAUCCAGAUACUGGACAUGGACCUUCCAACACGGACGACUAUAGACUAUCAGGAGCCGGUAAUCGCCCCAACGGUGGCAGCAGCUCUGAGGGACGCUCUCAGGGAUGAGGAUGAGAUCCAGGUAGAUGCCUUAGGCUUUUACAGCAGUUUAGGACCAACCCCACCAGCCAGUGCCAUCUCCAGCCUCAAGAAACCAAAGUCUGGUCGACCCAGAACUGGUAAGAUGUCGAGCACCCCAACGUCUCCUUUCAGCCCCUCCAGUCCAGGACCUCCUCUUUACCCACAAUGCCGCGGCCUGGUGCCCAAGUGACCGCUUCUGCCACAACCUCUCUCGUGCACCUUUCCACUUGGACUCAACUUUGAGAGAAUGGGUUUGGUUUUAGUCUAUUUUUUUUAUUUUUACUACAGAAUCUGGGAUUCUGUAAACGUUACAGAAAACUUUAAUACUAAUGCUGCUUUGUAGGUUUUAACUGUAGCCACACCACUAUUAACUGUUGUCAUGAGCUUUUUCCUUUGGACAUUUAAACCCACUCAUCCUGAGUGUGAGCCAAUACAACACCAGGACAGCAGCCACGCCUGAAGCCUCACAUCACUCCACACUGCUAUUAGCUGCUAUGAAUGUCUGAAAUUUCACACUUACAGUGUUCUUAAUGUAUAAGAAAAAACUGAAGGGGUGCUAGAAUCCCACUCUUGAUGGACUGCAGUAUCUUCAAUGCAGUUCUUUUUCUUCAUGUCUUGCCAGAUGUGUGCUUGGUUUGGCUUUUGAUGUCCUCUCUCAAGGUUUUGACUUGAAAGACACACAGACAAGACAGCUGUGCUGCACUUGUCACUAACUGUGUGUCAGUGUGUGUGUGUGUGUAUUACUUAUUGUAAUACUUAAUUUUAUAUAUACAGAUGUAGAUAUAUAUUUUUAUUUUUAUCCUGGUAUUUCUGUAAAAUAGAUUGUUUUAUUUUUCGAGCUUUAUUAUUUCUUCCAUAAGAUUUAAGUGACCAACUUUCAUGCUGAUUAUGCUUUUGUAGCCAAAUGACGGUUGCUGCUGCACUUCUGUCUUUUACAUGUUUAGUUCCUUUUAGAUUUUUAAAGACAACUCAAUUAUUAGAUGGCAGUAUGUAUUUCUUAGAUGAUGACUUUCUUAACAAUGAGGUCAAACUAUGGCCCUCGUGUCCUUUGUAAGGAAAACCCCUGAACAUAAUAUUAAAGCUUUUAAUUGUAUUCAGCCACAUGUUCUUUUCCAAAGGCUCUUAACUAAUGUUAACAUGGAUUUUAUUACACACAUUUGGCUCCCUGACUUCUUAACACAUGUGUUCCCUAAACCUUUAAGCCCCUGACCCCAAAGUAUCAGUACCAGGGACUUGUGACCCCGGACUCUCCCCAGAGGUGUUUGAAAGACACUAAGGAUGUAGACUGGAGGUAGUUAGCAAAAAAGAAAUCACCCCAACAUUUCCUGUGUUGCUGUAAACGGAACUGCUGCUAAUCUGACAUAACGUCAGGGGUUACAUGGGGGAAGAAAAUCAGAAAGUUGAUGAAUUUUUAUUUGCAUGCUUUUGUUUACAUUUAUAAUUAAAAUAUGGAAUUUCUAGUCAUUUGAAAUUGACUUUUGUUUCAAGAUUUUGCCAUUAAAUUUGCAGAUGACAGAUCGUGAGUCUGAUGCACAAUUCUCAA
This is a messenger RNA of Hippoglossus stenolepis (Pacific halibut), 3942 nucleotides long. RefSeq names its product kinesin-like protein KIF3B. The record is from RefSeq and is a predicted model, not a curated record. Gene Ontology annotation, biological process: microtubule-based movement. Bases 301 to 2589 code for a protein of 762 amino acids. Gene Ontology annotation, molecular function: ATP binding; microtubule binding; microtubule motor activity. Lineage: Eukaryota; Metazoa; Chordata; Actinopteri; Pleuronectiformes; Pleuronectidae. The transcript is spliced from 9 exons.